Molecule: messenger RNA, 564 nt
Organism: Chaetura pelagica (chimney swift)
Lineage: Eukaryota; Metazoa; Chordata; Aves; Apodiformes; Apodidae
Product: 28S ribosomal protein S5, mitochondrial-like
Exons: 4
Biological process (GO): translation
Cellular component (GO): ribosome
Molecular function (GO): RNA binding; structural constituent of ribosome
Source: RefSeq, a predicted model, not a curated record
AUGCUGUAUAUGAACACCUUUCUGUCUUCAUUCUCAGGUUUUGCUUCUCUGCCGGUGAAAGGGAGUUGCUGUUCAUAUUCUAGCCUGGCUUUCCAGACACGGUGUUCCAUCUCUACCCCCUGGAAUGUGACAAUCAAGCAAUGCAGAGAAAGCAGUUUCUUCAAUUCGUUGACAGCUGAUGAACUAUGGAAAGGAGCUUUGGCAGAGACUGGUGUGGGAGUAAAGAAAGCAAGAGGAAAGCGAAGGAAGAAAAAGCUGAGAAAGAAUCUCAAUAGAGGCCAGGAGAUUGGUGAAGGACGUUCUGGUUUCCUCUGGCCUGGUCUUAACGCUCCCCUGAUACAAAGUGGGAAAGUCCAGGCAGUUACUCAACGAAAAAAAGAAGAACGAGAGAGAAUUCAGUCUGAAAUUGUUCAGCAGAGAGAUUCCUGGGAAAAGAGAAGAAAAAUAAAAAUUAAGAGAGAGGGAGGAUGGAGUGGAAAGUGUUGGGGAGGUGUCCUUCUGGAUCCUCCUGACCCAGGUCCUAAUGGAGAAACUUAUGAAGAUUUUGAAACAAGAGUCAUUGAG